Molecule: messenger RNA, 2500 nt
Organism: Arachis stenosperma
Lineage: Eukaryota; Viridiplantae; Streptophyta; Magnoliopsida; Fabales; Fabaceae
Product: KH domain-containing protein HEN4
Exons: 7
Coding region: 201-2099 (632 amino acids)
Biological process (GO): regulation of gene expression
Cellular component (GO): cytoplasm; nucleus
Molecular function (GO): mRNA binding
Source: RefSeq, a predicted model, not a curated record
CUUCCACAUUACUUACUGCUGCUCACACUGCACUCAUUUUCUCUCUCUAAAAUGAAAAAUCCCCAUUAUUCUCACACCUCUUACCCCGCGAAUCCCCCCUUUACUUCCCCGCCAUGAAAGCCACAACCUUUCGCACCUUUUACUUCAUUCCAGAUCAAACCCGUCGUUGAUCUCAACAACCCGACCCGAUUUAUCACGCAAUGCAAGACUCAACCUCCGCUUCCGCCGCCGUCGAACCCGACUACAACCACCACCACCACCAAUACGCGCAGCUGAAACGGAACAACCGGACCAAGCGGCCGGUCUUCAAGGUUCUCCAGGGGCAGAUCGCAUUCCGGCUGGUGUGCCACGCGUCAACCGUCGGCGGCCUGAUCGGGAGCUCCGGUUCAAUCGUGUCGCAGCUCCGACGAGACACCGGUUGCAAAAUCCACUGCGAGGACUCAGUCUCCGGCACCGACGACCGGGUCAUACUGGUAAUUGGGCCGGUUUUACCCCGGAAAGGUGUCGCCUUGUCCGAUGGGGACGUCGAUUUGGUCGAUGUUUCGAGCGCGCAAGAAGCUGUUCUUAGGGUUUUCGAGAGGAUUUGUGAGCUCGAAAUGGAGAAAGGGUUCAACAACCCCAAUAGGGUUGUGAAUGGAGAAGUUACGUGCAAGUUGCUGGCUCACACUUCUCAGAUUGGUGCGGUCGUUGGAAAAGGAGGAAAGAACAUAAGCACAAUUAGGAACAAUAGUGGUGCCAAGAUUAGGGUUUGUCCCUCUCCACAGUGUGCUGCUAAAGAUGAGGAGUUACUUCUGAUAACUGGUGGGAUUUUGGCUGUAAAGAAAGCACUGAUUUCUGUUUCUUACUGUCUUCAAGAUUGUCCCCCAUUGAACAAAGUUUCACAACCUGUGGCCACAUCCACUGUUAGCUCUUCUGAUACAUUGUCUCUUGAUCCGAAUGCUGACCUUUUCCCUCAUCUUAAUUCAUGGUUACUCUCCAUGGAAGGUUUAUCUAUUUAUGACUCUUACGAUGCAUCAAAACGGACAACAAAGUCUAAUGGAGCUUCCAGCCAUGAGACAAAAGUUACUGAACGUGAAAUUGUGUUCAGACUGCUUUGCUCUAAUAAUGUAGCCGGGAGUGUGAUUGGCAAAAAAGGGGCUAUAGUCAGAAAUCUAGAAAGCAAAACAGGUGCAUCUAUUAUCUUUGCAGCUCCUUUAAGCGAGUUUGCUGAACGCAUUGUCACCAUUUCUGCUAUAGAGGUUAGUCAUAUGAGAAAGCUGCACUGUGCCACUAAUAACCCAUGCUAUUGGUAUUUACAGGGCUCGUUAUCUAACCUUGAAUCAUGUUAUUCUCCUUCCCAAGAUGCUGUUUUUCUUGUCUUUGCUAGAAUUAUUGAAGAUCACAUUGAAAAGGGCUUUCUCUCCAUCUCAAGUAUGGAGUCACCUGUAACUGUGAGGCUUUUAAUUACAUCAAGUUCAGUUAGUUGUUUGAGUGGCAAUGAAAGUCAAGUAAUUUCAGAGUUGAAAGAAUUAACUGGUGCUGAUAUACAAAUUUUGUAUGGAGAAUCAGUUCCUACUGCUACAGAUAAUGAUGUUGUAUUGCAGAUUACUGGUGCGUACAGAUGUGUACAAAAUGCCCUAUAUAAAGUCACUUGUAUAAUCAGGGAUAAUUUUUCACCCAAUGAGGUGCCUGCUGAAUCAAGAAUGAAAUCCAGUUGGAAACCGAACAAGGAUCCUCCAAGGGGUAAUCAUUUUGGCCACGGAAGAUCUUUCCCUUCUGGGAGGUUUCUGCAAAAGAAUGUUGCAGUGCAUGCUGAAACAAUCUCAAAAAAUGGAGAGGUACAUUCAGAUUUAAGCGGGAGAGCAAACUUGCUUGCUACCGUGACAAACACAACCGUGGAGAUUGUAGUUUCUGAGCAUGUCUUUGGUUCUGUUUAUGGCGAAGAUGGUGGUAAUUUGGAUCGAAUUAAACAGAUUUCAGGGGCAGAUGUUCAAGUUUACGAUCCUUGCGCUGGUAAAAGUGGUGGCAGGGUUGUAAUAUCUGGGACACCGGAUCAAACCUUUGCGGCGCAGAGUUUACUUCAGGCAUUCAUUCAAACUGGGCAAAGAGGACCAGAAUGAUAGAUAGUGUUUAGUGUAAUCAGCUGAUGCAAAAAGAUGCAUUUACUUCUCAAGUGCUUCCCUUUAGGGAGGUGCCAUAAAGUGGUGUAUAUACAACCAGAAAAAGAAAAAAAAAAAGAACAUAAGGAAAAAUAUCACACGACCAACUUCACCUUGUGAAUAUGAUGGAAUGGUUAUUCACUCUUUUCUUAAAAGAUGAUGAUGCUUACCUCCUUAGACUAGAAACGCAGAUCUUGUUCUGAUUUAGUGAUUUUUCUGUCCCUCCUUUCCCUCUGUUUUCCUUUUUUUGUGUAUUUUUUUAAGGGGUGGAGGAAGCUAGGUACUGUAAGUCUGUAACAUUGUUAACUAAAUUAUGUUGCUCCAGGAGUUAUCAAUAAGAAUUUAACUUUAUCUUCUUUUCU